Molecule: messenger RNA, 537 nt
Organism: Zootermopsis nevadensis
Lineage: Eukaryota; Metazoa; Arthropoda; Insecta; Blattodea; Termopsidae
Product: transmembrane protein 42
Source: RefSeq, a predicted model, not a curated record
GAAAAUCAGUAGAGAUCGGUGAUCUGUGAGAGUAAGGUAUUUAACGUGGUAUGUUCUAGUGGCGUAUUUUGCAAACAAGAAUAACAUGUUAUAGUAUUUGAACCAACUAGUGAUCGAAAACAACAAUACAUUUUGGAUAUUGGAAUGCCAGUAAAUCCUCGGGGAAGAGUUAAUCAUGCUGUCACUGCAGGACUGUGUGCUGCUGCAUCAAGUUUGUUUGGGAAGUUGUCCAGAAUACAGGAUUAUUCAACAUGUGUGGGAUUGGCAAUAAAUACAUCGCUAAUUGUGCUCAUGGUGGUCUGCAACGCGGGGGUGUGGACAUGUUUUGUUAAGGCACUACAACAAUCACCCUCGUCCUUACCGCCCACCGUCACCAGCACUGCAGUGAACUAUGUCAGCUCGGCACUGCUGGGCCGUCUUGUAUUCGGAGAAGCGACCACUUUGUUGUGGUGGGGCGGUGCUACACUGGUGAUGCUGGGUCUGAUGCUGAUCUGUAAGCCACAUAAACAACAUGAACAAUAAACUCAUCGCAAAAUA